Messenger RNA from Sphenostylis stenocarpa, 276 nucleotides. Lineage: Eukaryota; Viridiplantae; Streptophyta; Magnoliopsida; Fabales; Fabaceae. The record is from the annotation of a GenBank genome assembly.
AUGAUGAUGGAGGGAGAUGCUAAAUGUGCAGUAACAACUACAAAUAUCAGAGAUGAGGUGGCCAGAGCAAUUUGCCUCAAUAAUCUUGCAAUUGGGUGUAUUGAUUUGUGCUCAUAUACUGGGGGUAAAGGGAUUGCAACACAUGUUGUGAAUCAAGUUGUUAAAGUUGCAUUCACUGAGUUUCCCCACUUGGAGAGGCUUCAAGCUCUGGUUGAUGUGGAAAAUGUUGGUUCUCAGAGGGUGCUGGACAAUGCUGGUUUUCAAAGGGAAAAGUAG